AUUGAAGGGAGCCGGAGCCCGUCGUCGGGCGGGGAGUCGAGGGAGCCUCAGCGGCCCCCUCUGGCGGCCGGAGCGCGCCUGGGCCACGGAUAUCCACCAAUGAGACCAGUGUGGCUGGACUGUUUCCACAUUCAUUCAAAAAGACAGGCGACUGGAGGCGCAGGACUGGAGCUUGGUGGCCAGUUCCUGAAGAAUGAACCUCAAGUAUGUCCUGCUGGGAAUGCUGUAUUUUGUCCAAGGCAUCCCUUAUGGCCUGCAGUCCGGUCUCCUGCCUGUCUACUUGCGGACGCUCGGGCACUCCUUUACCAGGAUUAGCCUGGCUAAGGUGCUUUACAUGCCCUGGAUCCUCAAGGUGAUGUGGGCGCCGCUGGUGGACCACUACUUUGGCAAGAAGACCUGGCUGAUGCUGACCAUGUCUGGUCUGGCUCUGGCUUGCCUGGGCUGCUCCCUCACCAGCCCCGAGGUCAGCUUCCUCCCCGUGGCCGGCAUCUUCCUGCUCAUGAACUUCUUCGCCUCCAUCCAGGACAUUGCCGUGGACGGCGUGGCCGUUCAGCUGCUGGUCCACGAGGAGGUUGGGUAUGGCAACACGAUCCAGGUGGUGGCCUACAAGCUGGGCUCGGUCAUGGCAGGAGGCGGCCUGCUCACUUUCCUGCACCAACUGGGCUGGGGAGCCCUUUUCGUCUACCUGGCUGUCGUCUACGCCCUGGCCAUCGGGCUCACCUGGAUUUCUGACCUGAGGGUGAAACAGAGGCGGGCUUCGAUGGACAGCUACAUCCGGGCCAGCCGGUCCAACCCCUGGCGCAUCUUCCGAGACAUUAUUUAUGUGCCAGACACUCCUUGGACAGCUGGUUUUGUCUUCAUCUAUAAGUUAGGUGAGCAAGGAGCCAUAGCCAUGUUCCCCCUCUUCCUCCUGGACCAUGACUUCUCUCCGCAGAAACUGGGCUUCUGGAAUGGGGUGGUAUCCAUGGUCUUUUCCAUUGCAGGAUCCUCCCUGGGAGGCCAUCUGAUACCAAGGCAGAGUGGCGGCCGUGUUGAGCAUCUGCCUUCAGCACUUUGUGGCAGGGCUAAUCACCACCCUCACCUUCAGCAUGAUGAUGCACUGCUCGCAAAAGGCCCGGGAGAGCAUCCAGGCCACUCACUACAGCUUCCUGGCCACCCUGGAAGUCUUGGGCAAGCUGGUCUUCAGCACCCUGGCGGGCAGCCUGGUGGACGGGCUGGGCUUCGUGAGCGCCUUCGGCAUCUUCCUCUCCCUCUCCUUCCUCUCCGUCAUGUACGCGCUGCCGGUCCGAGGCUGACGGGCACCCACCGGAAGACGACCAGAGGGGAAGGCUCGGGGGCUGCAACCUGAAGAGGGAUGCCUUGGGGGGGGGAUGGCGUUAGGGGUGUGCGUGCCCCCCCUGCCCCCCUGGAAGAAGAACCCGGGGCAGCCCUGCAGCCAGCCUGCCUGCCGGCUCCUGGGCCACGGACCCCCGCUUGGUGAACCUCCUUCUUUGACACUGGGGAGAGUGGGGGUGGGCAUGGGUGCAAGGUCCUUCCCCCCCCACUUGCUCCCAGGGAGGGGCCAGGAAUGGCAGAGCCAUCCCUGCCUCCCUUGCCCUUAGCACGGAGAAAUGCCAGGCCUUUUGCAAUCCGCCCUGGAAGGAAACCUGGCCUGGGAAGUGAGCCUGAGGAAUAAAACAUGUUUUUAAAAACCAGCCUGGCAGGCGAUGGAGUGGUGA
Messenger RNA from Pogona vitticeps (central bearded dragon), 1718 nucleotides. Lineage: Eukaryota; Metazoa; Chordata; Lepidosauria; Squamata; Agamidae. The record is from RefSeq and is a predicted model, not a curated record.